Tachyglossus aculeatus (Australian echidna) is the source of this 5170-nucleotide messenger RNA. RefSeq names its product ubiquitin protein ligase E3C (gene UBE3C). Gene Ontology annotation, biological process: protein polyubiquitination; ubiquitin-dependent protein catabolic process. The transcript is spliced from 23 exons. The record is from RefSeq and is a predicted model, not a curated record. The coding region runs from base 354 to 3608 and encodes 1084 amino acids. Gene Ontology annotation, molecular function: protein binding; ubiquitin protein ligase activity. Lineage: Eukaryota; Metazoa; Chordata; Mammalia; Monotremata; Tachyglossidae.
GUGGCUGCUUCCUAGUACAAGAGGGGCACAACCGGUUUGGGGGGGCUUCUUUUUCGUUCUGAGGUGCCCGACCGCCGGGGGCAACUCCUCGUUGGGCAGAGUAGGAAGUGAAGGGGGGGCAGGACCCGGGAGGAAAGGAAAACCACCAACCCCGUGCCCACCAAUCCUGCUGUGCCCUCGCCCAGGCUCCCUCAGCUUGGGGCAGGGGCACGGAGGGCACCCUCAGUUUGGGGGGGGGGGGGUUGGCAGCAGCAGCAGCCUCUUUCUCCCCUCAGUUCCCCCGCGCCUCCUCCUGGCUGCCCUCCCGGCAGCGCCAGUCAGGACCUUCCUCCUAGAUGGGAUAAGCUGUAAAGAUGUUUAGCUUUGAAGGGGAUUUCAAAACAAGGCCCAAGGUGUCCCUUGGAGGAGCCAGUAGGAAGGAAGAAAAGGCUUCUCUUUUACAUCGGACACAAGAAGAAAGAAGGAAAAGAGAGGAAGAAAGGCGAAGGCUGAAAAAUGCAAUAAUCAUCCAGUCCUUUGUACGGGGUUAUAGGGACAGAAAACAGCAAUAUUCCAUCCAAAGAAGCGAAUUUGAUCGCUGUGCUAAUUUGGCACAGUCUGGUGGAACUUUUUCCAUUGCUAGUGGAUCUAACUUGACCCUUUUAGCACGGCAGCUUCUUUUUUUUUACAGACAGACUGAAGAUUCAAAGCGUUUGAUAUGGAUGUGUCAGAAUUUAAUUAAACACAAUUCUCAGUUCGUUAAACAGCUGGAUGGUCCUGACAGACUUACAUGCUUAUUCCAAAUAAAAAGGCUGUUAGGCCUAUGUUGCAGGUUGCUGCAAAACUGCAACGAUGACAGUUUGAAUGUUGCACUGCCUAUGAGAAUGCUUGAGGUAUUUUCUUCUGAGAAUACUUACUUUCCUGUUUUACAAGAUGCUACCUAUGUAGCAUCAUUAAUUGAACAAAUUUUGCACUACGUGAUUCAAAAAGGAUACUACAGGUCCCUUUACUUGUUAAUUAAUAGCAAGCUUCCAUCAAGUAUUGAGUAUUCUGAUGUAUCUCGAGUUCCUAUUGCAAAAAUUCUGCUGGAGAAUGUUCUGAAACCAUUGCACUUUACUUAUAGCUCCUGUCCAGAAGGUGCAAGACAACAGAUUUUUGCGGCCUUCACAGAGGACUUUCUCGCAGCACCUUUUACAGAUCAAAUAUUUCAUUUUAUCAUUCCAGCAUUAGCAGAUGUACAGACCUUAUUCCCUUAUGAACUCUUUCUGAAUGCACUAUUGUUAACAGAGAGCAGACGUUCAAGAAAAAAUGACAGAGCACCAUGGCUCUUCUAUUUUGUUUUAACUGUUGGCGAAACACACUUGGGAACUCUUUCAGAGGAAGGACUACUUGUGUAUUUAAAAGUCCUCCAGACUUUUCUUUCUCAAUUGCCUGUUUCAACUAUGGGAGCAAACUGUCAGGAUGCAGCCAGUGACUCUGAAGAGGAGGAUGAAGAGAUUGAUAGAACGAUGACCACACCUGGGGAUGGUAGAAUAUCAAUGCAGUACAUAACAGAGGAAUGCUUAAAGAAGUUGGAUACAAAACAGCAGACAAACACUCUUCUGAACAUGGUCUGGAGGGAUUCUGCCAGUGAAGAAGUCUUUACACUGAUGGCAUCAAUCUGCCACACCCUGAUGGUACAGCACCGAAUGGUGGUGCCAAAAGUCAGGCUCCUCUACAGUUUAGCCUUUAAUGCCAGGUUCCUGAGGCAUCUCUGGUAUCUAAUAUCUUCAAUGACAACCCGGAUGAUAACAGGGUCUAUGGUACCACUGCUUCAAGUGAUAUCCAGAGGAUCUCCGAUGUCUUUAGAAGAUUCCAGCCGGAUCAUACCACUCUUCUAUCUUUUUAGUUCCUUGUUUAGUCAUUCACUAAUUUCAAUACACGAUAAUGAAUUCUUUGGUGACCCCAUAGAAGUCGUAGGGCAAAGACAAUCAUCAAUGAUGCCUUUUACACUAGAAGAGCUGAUAAUAUUAUCCCGCUGCCUUCGAGAUGCAUGCUUGGGAAUCAUCAAGUUGGCUUACCCUGAAACAAAGCCAGAAGUCCGUGAAGAAUAUAUUGCAGCAUUUAGAAGUGUUGGAGUAACAACCAACAGUGAAAUGCAGCAGUGCAUACAAACAGAACAAAAACGGUGGAUUCAGUUGUUUAAGGUUAUCACCAAUCUAGUGAAAAUGUUGAAGUCCAGAGACACGAGAAGAAAUUUUUGUCCACCAAACCACUGGCUUUCAGAACAAGAAAACAUUAAAGCAGAUAAGGUAACACAGCUUUAUGUGCCGUCAGCCAGACAUGUGUGGAGAGUCCGAAGAAUGGGGAGAAUAGGACCAUUGCAGUCUACCCUGGAUGUGGGUCUGGAGCCAGCACCUCUCUCUGUUUCUGAGGAACGGCAACUUGCAAUUUUGACUGAAUUGCCGUUUGUAGUUCCGUUUGAGGAAAGAGUAAAGAUUUUUCAGAGAUUGAUCUAUGCAGAUAAACAAGAUGUGCAAGGAGAUGGGCCAUUUAUGGAUGGGAUUAAUGUCACUAUUAGAAGAAAUUAUAUUUAUGAAGAUGCCUAUGACAAACUUUCUCCAGAAAAUGAGCCGGACUUGAAAAAGCGCAUUCGUGUACAUUUGCUUAAUGCUCACGGCCUGGAUGAAGCCGGCAUAGAUGGUGGUGGGAUAUUCAGAGAGUUUUUGAAUGAGCUGCUGAAAUCAGGGUUUAACCCCAACCAGGGAUUUUUUAAAACCACUAAUGAAGGGCUCCUUUAUCCAAAUCCUGCUGCUCAGAUGCUUGUUGGAGACUCUUUUGCCAGACACUACUACUUCUUAGGAAGAAUGCUGGGAAAGGCUCUGUAUGAAAAUAUGCUGGUGGAGUUGCCUUUCGCUAGCUUUUUCCUUUCAAAGUUGCUUGGGACGAGUGCUGAUGUUGACAUUCAUCAUCUGGCUUCAUUAGAUCCAGAAAUGUACAAGAAUUUGCUUUUCCUGAAGAGCUACGAAGAUGAUGUGGAGGAACUCGGAUUAAACUUUACGGUGGUGAAUAACGACCUGGGAGAGGCACAGGUUGUUGAACUGAAGCCGGGUGGAAAAGAUAUUCCCGUCACCAGCGCUAACCGAAUUGCAUACAUCCACCUUGUAGCAGACUAUAGACUAAACAAGCAGAUCCGUCAGCACUGCCUGGCCUUCAGGCAGGGCCUGGCCAAUGUUGUGAAUCUCGAAUGGCUCAGAAUGUUUGACCAGCAGGAAAUCCAGGUUUUAAUUUCCGGUGCUCAAGUUCCCAUCAGCCUCGAUGACCUGAAAUCCUUCACGAACUACUCUGGUGGCUAUGCAGCCGAUCACCCUGUAAUUAAAAUAUUUUGGAGAGUUGUCGAAAGCUUCACUGAUGAAGAAAAACGCAAACUGCUGAAGUUUGUAACGAGUUGUUCCCGGCCUCCACUUUUGGGCUUUAAGGAACUGUAUCCGGCGUUCUGCAUUCACAAUGGAGGGUCGGAUCUGGACAGGCUCCCCACUGCCAGUACCUGCAUGAACUUACUGAAGCUUCCCGAGUUUUAUGAUGAAAACCUGCUUCGGAGCAAGCUCCUGUACGCCAUUGAGUGCGCCGCUGGGUUUGAGCUGAGCUGAGCCGAACCCUCUGCCGAGGAACGAACCAGUGCCUACCCCCUAAACAGCCCCGACCCACCAACCCAGGGCAUCGGGCUAGGUUUCCGCAGCUCUCCUGCCUUCUCAAAUGCCCCCCUUAGACUUCAUUUUUCUCUCGUUUUCUUGGUUAACUUACGACUUGUUCCGUAACCGUCACUCAUCUCACGUCGACCCUGCUUUAUUCCGACUCAGAAAUAACGAAUGCUGGGCGUGGUGUGGCUGGAUUAGUGUUUAUGCCGAGAAGAGCACAUUUUCAGAACAGUGGCAACUCAGUGAAAUUAACCAAAGAUGAAGCUUUGGCUUUUUGCUGUUUGAAUAUAAAUAACUUCACGAGCUGGCAAUAAAGUUGUGUAAAAUGCAGCGCGUUGCUCAGUGGGAUACGACAGGGUGACUGUCCUGUUGUAAAUCUUCUAAGUGAGAAAGGGAUGUUUGCAGACGUCCUGGAAGGUGGGGAAGGGCUUGGGGAUAGGGAGUGGGGGACAAGAUGUGUACUAUCGAAACGCCACAUCGAUCCUCCUGUGGUAAAAUUGUUUACAAACCUUAGCCACGGCAACUAAAACAAAAUCACAUUUGUUUCAGGCUGCCACCUGCUCCCGAAAUAAUAGGCUUAAGAAAAGUAGCAUUUAUCAUAUUUUAUUUGUGCUUUCUAAGGGAAUUUCAAGAGAUUGGAUUCGCAUGCUUAUUUUAAAGUGCUGCAUUGGGCUGCAUCAUGAUGAGGUGGACAUCACCUUAACCAGAUGUAAAAUAUACCUGCUUCUCUGUUCAGUUUCCGUCGGUCUCCUCCUGUACCUUUACAGAUUUUCCUCUCGUAUGUAUCAAUUCCCCAUGGCAUACACAGUCCGUACAGUAGUAAUGACUUUGGAAGAAAGUAUAUUGUAACAUCUAUUAAAAACCAUCUGAACCAAAGUAUCAGGCUUUUUCUUUUCGCUCUGAAGCCUGCUGGAUUCAUAGCCUUGUUAUGGCUUCGCUCUCCUCCCUCACCACAUCUGUGCUGUAGAAACCAAUCGAAUUGGUUAUUUUGGGGGCCAAGCAGCUUCUGUGGCCAUCUGCUGCCUUGCGUGGUUUUGCUUAGGAAAGACGGUGGAAGCAGGUUGCCGAAUGUAGUUCGACGGCCAGGGAAGAAAACUCGAGUACCUUGGCGAGAGGAAACGGUCUCUAAUAAUAGGCACUUUAUUGGGUCAGGAUUUGUGUUCACAUUUAAUUUAACUGAUUAAAAACAGUAAACAACUCAAAACAUCAGAUGUGAAAAGAAAGCACACCCUCUUUAAUGUUACAGACAGAAAAGAUCACCAGAAUUUACAGUCCAGUCUCUAUUCAUCUCUUAUGCUGAAGGUAUUUUACUGUCAUUGGAGGCUCUGUGGGACAUCAUUUUUAAUUGACAGUAACCAGCAAUAUGCUUUUAAACGCGAGAAGACUCUGAUACUUUUAAGAUAUUUACUAGUAUCAUGAUAAAAAUGUAUAAUUUCUUUGGGUAAUAAAUGAAGUGUUCAAAUGCUAUUUGUAGUCUUGAUAUACAGAAAUAAAAUAAUGGAUUUUCUUUUUGA